AUGUGGGACCGGCUCAUGUUCUUCGGACGGUGGUUUGCUUCUAGACGACGCUCACGACGCGGCCGGCCGCCGGUGGUGGCGAAGGCGGCGCAGCCCGACUGGCGCCAGGAGGCGAUUCCGGCGCACAUGUUCGCCGGGUACGUGAUGGACCUGCAGCGCGGCGCCGAUGCCGGCUUUUGGAAGGAGAUGGCGGCGGUGGACGGUGCCGCGGAGAAGAACGGUGGAGUUGCGGUGAAUGGGCACCACGCCGGCACUAAUGGGCACCACGCCGGCACCAACGGCUGCUCAAAAACUAACGGCAAUACGGCAAGUGUCGAGCCAACCACAGUGGCGGGUUUCAACUCGACCUACCUCCUCCAAGAGGACGACUCUUCGGCGCAUUUCUGGCAGAUCGUCAGGAAACACCGAGUGGACACCAUAGUUCGCUUCACUAACGGAAAGGUGGAGUACGGCACUGGUCCCCCGGGCGAGUGGCCAGCGCCUCUGGCCGGGUGUCAGGUCCAGCAGCGAUCCGACUCCGCCGGCGGUCUGCUGCUGCUGCCGCCGCCGUCACCCGCACACAGAAUCACGAGCACGUUAUGCGCCUGCUGCGCGGGCCGGAGCCGACAAGAGGUGCGGUACAUCCUGUUGGACACCAGCAGCCCGGCGGGCGGUGUUCGUCAGUAUCUGCUGCGGCAGGCGGCCGCCGUCCGGCCCAACACCCACCCCACCGUCCUGGUGGUCACCAGGGGAGCGGAGCAGGAGGCCGCCCUGCUGGUGGCUGCCGACAUGCUGAACCGUCAGAGACUAGCCACCGGUGACCUGAGCCCGGUGGCCGUGCUGGCCCGACUGAGGGCAGUGCGACCUCGCUGGUUCACGGAGGUCGCCCAACUGAAGGUGCUCUACCAGCUGAUCAGCGAGAGCCUUCGGACCGAUGAGAAUUACGGAAACUGAGGUGUGGUGUGAUCUAUCUCCGUCUCUCAUGGGGAGCUGUUGGUAUGGUAUGGAAAUGUGAGCGCUUCAUUGGGACUAUCUUCAUUGCGCGAUUGUCGUCAUGUGAAUGCGGGGGCCGAAGAGGGUAGUAAUGUGAUCUGUUGGGGAGAUUGAAUAACUUUUCGACAGGGAUGUGUGCCGAGGGGCCUCGAAACCCUUAGGCUAAGGGGUCCAAGAGCCCAGGAACUGUACGCUAUUUGUGCAAUGUUUUACAGUAGAUUAGCGAUGGCUGCCGAAAAAAAAUACCGAGUCUGUGUGAUGAAACCCCAGCUACCCAGAAGAUAUUAUGUGUGAGGUGACGAGGUCGCACGAUUAUGUACGUCACAAGAUCUCUGACGAUGCUAUGUGCGAGAAGAUUUGACGACAUUUGUGUGUGGGAAAUGAUACCUUUGGCAAUAUCGACCAGUUGAUUGUGCACGAGUGAAAUGUGAUGGUAUUCAUUGAGCUGUGGCACCUCUUUAAAGUGAGACAAACGUUCCAUAACGGCGUUGCGACAGGUGAAAAUGAUCAUUUCAAACUAAAGCGCGGCUGUUCAUUGUCUUGGACAUCAUGGACUAUGUAAACUCCGUUCAACGGUGUCCCCAGAGCAUCUUUAUGUCGCAUCUUUGAACGCAUCCUCUAUCUGCAUGGGAGUGACUUCUUCAGUGGCUUCCAGAGGCGUUGUGCGUUUCAGAAUGCUAUGUGGAGCAUCCAGCAUGUUUCGUAUCAUUGAAAGUGAUGGCCUCGGGAUGUGAGUUACAUGCCAGGGGCGAAGCGUUCGGGAAAGUUUGCUAUAUCGUCUAAAGUGAUGUUAUUGGCAGGUGUGCUACAUUGUCAGGAGUUCUCAGUGUGUACAUACGUUCGACAUGGGGCCGGGUCAUACUGUCAUGUGGGAUGCGUUCGGCAUGUGAGCUACAUCGCCAAGGUUGCGCGUUCGGGAUGUCUCUUAUAUCGCUGGAACUGGCGAGUUCAUCACGGCCGGAGUAUGGCCGUGAGCGGUGCGCGGGCCUAGUCCUGCCGCCGUCUGAACUCGUACCAAUAAACUGAUGGCUGUUCUGUUA
Amphibalanus amphitrite is the source of this 2012-nucleotide messenger RNA. RefSeq lists its product as uncharacterized. Lineage: Eukaryota; Metazoa; Arthropoda; Thecostraca; Balanomorpha; Balanidae. The record is from RefSeq and is a predicted model, not a curated record. The transcript is spliced from 6 exons. The coding region runs from base 1 to 933 and encodes 310 amino acids.